AUGGAUGAGCCUUAUAAGUUUUAUUUGUAUCUAGGAGCUAAAGGCGAAGACCAGUAUAAAACUGAUGAAUAUUCAAAUCCCGCUCCCGGCGGUUGGAAUUUUGGAGGUUUUGGUGGGGUUGAUCAAAGUGAUUAUUCCCCAACAGAACCAACCCCUCCAGAAAGCGGUGCCGGAGGGGGAGGUGCUGUAGAUCUUCGAAUAGAUUAUAUUGACAUCAAUUCUCCUGAUCUUGAUGAUGAUUUGUUGACAAAAUCAUUGAUGAGUCGCAUUAUUGUUGCAGGUUCUGGAGGUGGCGCUGUUUCAGAUAAAAACAUAAAUGGAUACCCAGGAGGGACUCUUAAGGCCUCGAACAAUGGAGAACACAUGUUUGGAGGCACUCAAACCGAUGGAAUAUUAGGAAAAGGAAUGAAUGGUUCUAUCACGAACAACAAUCAAGGAGGCCAAGGAGAUUGCGGCAGCGGAUAUAGAGGCUGCUACCAUACAUUCACAAGCGAUAUGACUCAAGCUUGGUCAUUCGAGUACGGAGGAUCAGGAGGAAGUUCGUAUAUAAGUGGACAUCCUGGUUGUAUAAGUCCACAACAUCCUUCUGAUACAAUUGAAAAUCAAACAACGCCGUUCCAUGAAUCUAAUUUCUACUUCACGAACACUAUCAUGAAAGGUGGCAACGAAAACAUGCCAGAUCCAUACAGCACAAACAAUAUCGUUGGCCACAUUGGUCAUGGUGUUUGUCGCAUUACCUUCUUAUUCAAUCCUAUUUGCCAAACUCACGUUACUUGUUAUCAACGAACUGUUUCAAUCUUUUUAACUUCUGUAUUUAUAUUUAUAGGGUCAGAAUAA
Molecule: messenger RNA, 837 nt
Organism: Trichomonas vaginalis G3
Lineage: Eukaryota; Parabasalia; Trichomonadida; Trichomonadidae
Product: glycine-rich protein family
Exons: 1
Coding region: 1-837 (278 amino acids)
Source: RefSeq, a predicted model, not a curated record